Molecule: messenger RNA, 4118 nt
Organism: Ictalurus furcatus (blue catfish)
Lineage: Eukaryota; Metazoa; Chordata; Actinopteri; Siluriformes; Ictaluridae
Gene: sanbr
Product: SANT and BTB domain regulator of CSR
Exons: 21
Coding region: 909-3077 (722 amino acids)
Source: RefSeq, a predicted model, not a curated record
AGGUUAUUCAAAAUAUGAUCAAAUCUAUUUUCCAAUAAGUAAUGACUUAUUAUGAAUUAUUUUCGUCUUUAAGACUUAUUCUAUCUACUUUCGUUUUUAAUGUGAUGUAGUGGGUCAAACUCCUACAAACAGUGUAACGGUUUUAUUUGUUUAAAGCCUGGCGCAUUAAUACAGACUUCGGCGCGUAUUGAUGAGGUCACAGCUGCGCGUGAGGUUUUUUUUUUUUUUAACAACGGUUUCGGAGCGCAGCCAAUCAGAUUUCUGAACAGAAAUGAUCCGUUUUAUACAAACAAACGUCUUUAAUGUUUUACUUUACAGAAAUGUUAUUAAAAGAAAUAUCACUGGGUCACAAUUAUUAUUAUUAUUAUUUAUUUAUUUAUUUUUUUUUACCGAAAUUCGACCGUAAACCAUAAAUCACCCCGUUUACAAAUUGUAAAUGACCGGAAGGACGCUGCUGGUCACCAUGGCAACGAGGACGCCCUCGCGCACCUGCUGCACUGCGGCACCGGAAGCGCGCGCAGACAGGAACAGGAGCGGCUGACCGGCUCAGAGAGGAGAGCUGCGUUUAGCAUCAGCCCGCUAAAACGUUAACCUAUUUACAUCUGCAAAUAUUUGUGUUUAUUUUUCUGCGGCUGCGCAUCAAAUCCACUGAUGAGAGACGCCAUUAAUCCCGUUUUAACACCGCGAGCGCAUUAAUGCUGCAACCGGUCAUCAUGAGCUAAGCCUUUUUAUAUAAACAUAUAAACAUACAUCUAUACAUGUAUAACAACAUGCAGCUGUUUGUAUUCUAUAAACCAUAUAUCCGGUGUGAUUCCUCAUUGAGAUGGACAUGUGCUCAAGGCGCUCAGGAACGGCUGUAAAAGGACAAUAGCAUCACUGUGGGGAGAAGAAACACAAAAUAAAACAUCAUGAAUCGUCUUUGUAACGUGAACAAUAAUUUCCCGUACGAUAACAGUCUCCUGGUGUUGGACAUGGUUCUGCGGUCGCUAUGGGGAACCACACAGCCAAUCAACUGGGAGAACGUAGCCCGCCUAGUUCCUGGUUUCACUCCCAAAGAGUGUGCACGCAGGUUUGAUGAGCUGAAGAGCACAGGGAGUUUCCCCCUGGUAGACGAGCAGUGUAACGCGCUGACUGGGGCCAGUGGCUCUCCAUCUGAACCGCUCUCCACUUACAUCCGAUCCACUUUAUUGGACCUUACCAGGGAGACAGGGGAGCCACCGACCAAUCAGAGCGCACUCUCAGUGUCGGGACUGAGCGUGACCCCUGUUGUUCGAGGAGCCAGUGCUGAGACUGAGAACACUGCGAGUACAGAGGAUGAAGAGAAGGAAGACCGGGGAAAGAGCCCCAUCAUGGUGAUCCACGUGUGUGACGAAGCGAAGAACCUGAAGCAGGAUUUUGAGUGUCCACGAGACCUGUUGGUCAGAGAAAUGCGCUACUUCGCCGAGUACCUCUCCAUGGACGCCCAGCGCUGGGAGGAAGUGGACAUCUCGGUGCACUGCGACGUCCAGAUCUUCGACUGGCUCAUGAACUACGUCAAGAGAAGCUCUGCGGCGGAAGAUGAACCCGAGAAACAUGUCGAAAAGCCAACUCUGGAGCCCAGCAAUGUCAUCUCUAUCCUGAUCUCAUCCGAGUUCUUGAAGAUGGAUGCUUUAGUGGAGGAGUGUAUUCAGUACUGUCACGAACACAUGAGCGCCAUCGUCGCCACUCCGUGCAACAUGAGCUGCAUCAACAGCAACCUGGCGUCACGCAUCGCCCUGCUGUUCACACACAACCAAGCAGACGACAUCAAGGACAAAAAGGACAAGUUUAAAAGUAAAGUGUUCCAGAAAAAGAUCGAAAAGCUGUUUGAUCCAGGUUUUGAGAAUCACGACUCUCCAGGAAACGCUGCUACGCUGUACAGGUGUGGUCUUUGCCUUAAGCUUCUCACCAAAGACACAGAAAGGAAGAUCUCGUGCGUUCCGGGCAAAAUCAACAUCGACUAUCACGGGGACAUCGUCUACACACACAGCAGGCAAAAGGGAUGGGACGUCCAUGAGUAUCUCAACAGCUUAUAUGAAGAGCUGAAAUCAUGGGUUCUGGUUUACUGGAGGAUCUGGGGCGCCAUUAAUUAUCUCACCUGCUCGUACUGUAAACAGGUUUUCCUCUGCUGUGAGCUGGCUCAGUGCAGGUAUCACCCCGAGGCUGUGGUGUACCCAGGCCUGGGCGCCGAUCACAGUGAGCAUGGUGCCGGGAUCUACCCCUGCUGCAAGCAGAGAGCUCUUCGCUUUGACCCAGCUGCCAUGCCCACGGGUUGUAAGUUGAGGGACCAUGUGGUAAUUGCUGCAGAACCUGGGGACUGUGAAGGCAACAUGAACUCUGUCCAGACUCGAAUACUGAAUGACCUGCUGCUUCACAGAGACACUGUGUGUGUGAGCUCCCCAACAGCUACGGACAGUUCUGCGGAGUCACCUAAACAGGGUGAGCAAGUGCACGACUGCGACAUCACACUGGACCAUGCAGCCCUAAAUGUUCAUCAAGCUAGAGAAAUCACUGCUUUUUCCCUUUUGAAGAACUGGAGUCUGCAGCUGCGGCAGCAGUCUUUGUUGUCUGAGGAUGAGGACUACACUACGGGGUCAGAGGUCACAGAGGACGAAGUCGGGGAUGAAGAUGACACAUCAAAGAAACAAGCUGUAAAAAAGCCUAGAAAACCAGGCAAGCUUUUGAAAAGACAAGUGUCCUCGCCCAUACUGCACAAAGAGCGAGCUGGAGGAGAUAAGGGCGCUUCAAAGGACUCCACCCCAUUCACAGUGAGCAUGCAGAAGAGUAAAUGGGACAGCACUCGCUCCUUGAGGUUUAACCAGGAUGCCCAGAGGGAGGAAGACCAAAGGAGAAUGAUGGAAAUUACUGAGCAUCUCACGAAGAUGCGCUUUGGUGAUUUGGAACAGAGCAAGUUAAAGGACACUAAGGAGCUUGCAGGAGGUAUCUACUCCAAGUUGGAGGCGCAGUUUAAGAGCUCCACUCAGCUGAGUAACAGACAGAGCACCUCAGACAAAACACUCCGGGCGAAGACGCGCUCUGGACAGUCUAGACCAACGUGAAAGAAAUAACAGGAGAGAUGGAUGUGCUGACACGCAUGUGAAUGAAACAAGAGACUUGUGUAAGAGGUGUAAAAAAAAAAAAAACACGUCCUUUUAAUCAUCCUUCUUAUCCAGCGUCCUUCUAUCCAGCCCUUUUCAGACCGUCGAAAGGCCUGCAAUAUCGUACCGGAAAAUCAUUCACGCAGCAGAAAUGGAUUAAAAUACACUGGAAAAGAACAGCAUCGCAAAAGCUUUCGGAAACUUUGCCUUCUCCUUUAUAUAUUGUGCUGCUAGCUUCAUAAGAGUACCUUGUCCUUCUUUUCCUUUAUCUUUCAUUUGGGCACUCGUAAUUCCUGUCAAUAUCAUUCUGUAACCCGUUAUAUACAUUGUGCUAUAUACAUUCAUGGUCCUCAUGUUCUGAUCUCAGGUGAACAAACCGCUCCAACCCUGCUGUAGUAAUCUGCACUUUAAUCCAUCAUAAACAAACACAACAAAACAAUCUAGAUCCAGAUUCUCUACAAUAAACAAAUGGAAGCUGAACUCUAAUGCGACUGGGAUUUAAUUUCCUUAAACCUUCAUGAAAAGCUGAAAUGUGGGUGUGGGUGAGUUGUGAGAGGAAGCAAAAUUGCUGUUGAUGGGGAUGGAUAUGGAUUGGGUUGGUUCUUGUUGAGUUAAUUGGAGUUCAUUGUUGCUAAUUAUAGCUGAUUGAAGAUUAUUUAUUGGAGGAAAGGGCACUUCUGUGGGUGACGGUAAUCAGCUGUUAUGGGGUUAUGUCUGGCGUGAUAAAGCAGCAGCAGUUUUCAAAGCCAAGUGCUUCCUUCAGUCGCUUUCCACUGAUUGCAUGAGCUUAGAGUAAUGACAAUAGAGCUUAGUCAUGAUUGGCAGGACGCUCCACCAGCAUCCAACCAGUGCUGAUUCUUUUUUUAUAUUAAGACCUUCUGUUAUCACUAAUGCAUGCCUAGACUAUAGAUUUUAUUGAGAUUUUAAACUGACAGGACAUGCUGUUAUAGGAAAAUAAUCCACUAUGGGUCGUUGUGUUGCAGCAUGUCCCGAAGUGUUGAA